GAUUAGACUGAAACAAGUCGAAGUGAACUCUACACUCGUGAUUGUACGUUGCAAAUGAUAACGCAGUGCAAAAAAUUAAUGUUUAUUAUCACGCAGUAAAUUCCAGUGGUUUACUGUGACGAGUGGUUUAAUAGUUAAAUAUAGGUAAGCCUGGAAACUUGAGAUGGAAGCGUGUAACAACGACAUGUCUGUCGAUUCGACAGUUAGAAUGAUCGACGAAGAGGGAUGCACGAUUCGAUUGAGGGAAGAUCAGAACUUUUUGAAUCUAUCUAUUCAACCGGCUACCAAGAUGCAUAUUGAAUUCAACGAUCUCUCGUACUCAGUGUUCCCUACUAAAGGAAAAUUAAAGAAGAUAAUAGAAAAUGUGACCGGAUGUUUUCGACCUGAAAGAUUAUCCGUGAUUAUCGGUCCGUCUGGUGCUGGGAAAACUACUUUGUUGCACAUUAUAUCCACUCUGAAAUCGAAAAAUGUCGAUGGCUCAAUCACGAUUAACGGCAAAGAAUGGAAUGUUGGCGUUUUUCGAAAGCAGACUUGCUUCUUACCACAAGAGUUUGCUUUGUUACCGCUGCUUACCACCAGAGAAACACUGCAUAUUGCCGCGCGCUUAAAAGUUCGGACCACCUGUGAACCACGCGCGUUCUGUUUAAUCGUAACGGAAAUAGCGGAAAAUUUGGGUUUGACCAACUGUUUGAAUACAUUAGUAGAAAAUUUAAGCGGUGGAGAACGGAAAAGGUUAUCAAUUGGUGUGGAAAUAGUUACAAGACCAUCUGUUUUAUUACUAGAUGAACCUACAAGUGGACUCGAUAGCACAUCCUCGAAUCAGGUAAUUGGGCUGCUGCAUAAAAUAGCAAGAGGGGGUUGCACAGUCGCCUGUGCAAUUCAUCAGCCUAGCAGUCGCAUGAUAUCACAAUUUGACGAUUUGUUAGUUAUGCACAAUGGUACAUCGUUCUAUUGCGGACCCUGGGAUAAUGUAUUUCCUAUUUUUAGCGAUGCAGGUUACGUGUGCCCACAAUUUUAUAAUAUGUGUGAAUUUGUUCUAGAGGUAGUGACAGGAGAAAGAAGUGGAAAUUUGAACAGUUUGUACAAAAUUAGUCGCGAUAAAUACUUAAGAUGGAGGACGGAUUUCCGGCAUCCCGUCAUGGGAACAGACGCUACAGUCGUUUCAAAAUUGGAUGGUUAUACGAAUAGAUCAAAAUUAUCGUCUACUUGGCAAGAACAAAGGAUUCUUUUAUUGAGAGCAAUGAUUUCUGUUAAACGAGACAAUACUCUGACAAAGCUGAGAUUCGCGGCUCAUGUGGUAGUAGCUUUUCUACUAGGUGUAGUGUUUUACGAUUCGGGAACUAAUGCUAGUAGAGUUAAUAGCAAUAUUGCAUGUGUAUUUUUUGUUUUGCUGUUUUUGUACUUUUCGAAUUCCAUGCCUGCCGUUCAAAUGUUUCCUGUAGAAGCUGCCGUCUUUUUACGAGAAUACUUAAAUAAUUGGUAUCGUUUACAGUCCUACUUCAGCGUAAAAAUUAUAUCGGAUCUACCGUUACAAAUUCUUGCACCUUCAAUGUUUAUUUCCAUCACAUAUUACAUGACUGGUCAACCAAUGGAGUGCAAUAGGUUUAUGCGUACUUGGUUGAUUUGUGUUUUAACAACGAUCCUUGGACAAUCAUCAGGAAUGCUCGUGGGCGCAGCAUUCAAUACACACUUGGGAACAUUUUUGAUUCCAGCAAUAAAUAUGCCAAUGAUACUGUUUGCUGGAUUUUUCCUGAAAUUUAGCGAAGUACCGCUAUACCUUCAACCUUUAUGCAGCAUUAGUUUCUUCCGAUAUGCAUUUGAGGGUAUUCUGCAAGCAAUUUACGAUGGAGAUAGAGGCAAAUUACCGUGCCACGAAAUUUAUUGUUAUUUACGAUAUCCUGAAAAAAUUCUGAACUCUAUGGAUAUGCCCACCGUUCCCUAUUACACGAAUGUAUUAGCUUUAUGUAUUUGGAUACUGUGUCUACAAAUUACCACAUAUUUGAUACUUAAAUGGAAAGCACGUAUAGCCAAAAUAUAACGUACGUUAGAUUAAGA
Messenger RNA from Habropoda laboriosa, 2055 nucleotides. Its product is annotated as ATP-binding cassette sub-family G member 4-like. Bases 164 to 2038 code for a protein of 624 amino acids. Gene Ontology annotation, molecular function: ATP binding; ATP hydrolysis activity; ABC-type transporter activity. The transcript has 11 exons. The record is from RefSeq and is a predicted model, not a curated record. NCBI's taxonomy places the organism in Eukaryota, Metazoa, Arthropoda, Insecta, Hymenoptera, Apidae. Gene Ontology annotation, cellular component: plasma membrane.